Molecule: messenger RNA, 1424 nt
Organism: Brassica oleracea var. oleracea
Lineage: Eukaryota; Viridiplantae; Streptophyta; Magnoliopsida; Brassicales; Brassicaceae
Exons: 5
Coding region: 112-1218 (368 amino acids)
Source: RefSeq, a predicted model, not a curated record
UAACGGGAAGAAGCUGUAAUAAGAGAAAAUCCACAACAAGCAAGCGAAGGUUUACACUUUCUUUCUUCUUCUGAUUGAGAGACACCGAGAGAUUCGUCUAGCCUCGUAGUAAUGGCGGGAAUAGCUAUAGUCUUAGAUCUACUCAAGAAAUCUCAUAACACGCACCGUAUCCACUCAUCGUCGUCUCUGUCUCCCGCCUCCGUCGUCGCUUCUGCCGCCGCCGUUUCCGCUGCCGCCAGUGCUCCCUUCGCGUCUAGGUUUCUCUUCGGUUCCUUUGAGCCUCGAGUUGCGUACUGUGAUGCUGCAGCAGCUGGGAUUGAUGAUGCUUACCUUGCCGCUAUACGAAAAGUGUCUGCUGAUGCUUUGCAGCUUCAACCGCCAACAUACAUUCCUAGCUCUAAGGUUUACAGUAUCCAGCCAAAGCCGCUUUUCUCGGCCUUUGAGUUCAGGGCGCUUGCGAUGACCACGGUGAGAUCCCUCCUCAUGUUCUAUCUUCCUCUUUUGGAGGCUAACCCUGCUUCAGAGGACGAUGAUGAUGAUUUCCUAAACAAUGGUCCCGAAGAACAACGCCGUGUAGACUUGAUUGUUCCUCUUAAAAAAUCUGCCAAGCAGAUUGCACGUGAGACCACAGUUGUGACUACUAGGAGAGUUCUUGAAAGGGUGGCUGUUAGUUAUGUCUCGCAGCGUAUGGCAUGGAAAAUUCUAAAGGAUGUGCCUCAGUCAACUUUACGCAAAGCUGGUAGAGGCUGGCCCACACAUGUAUACAUCUAUAAAGUCAGCCAGACAACUCUUAGAGGUUUGAUCAUCAAAAGCUCGUUCUCUCUAUCUUACAUGAGCAAUCUCCUUAAGCUUACAUAUAUAUGUUGUGUCAUUGGUGGGGUUUACGCAGGACACUUUCUUGGGAUUGCAGCAUCAUGGACAGUCCAAGUAGGCAUAGAGAUCUACAGAUGUGUGUCACGGUAUGUUAAACCCGUGGAUGUGGAAGAAGAAGGGGAGCAAGUCGUGAUAUCAGAGCAAGCAAAGGAUCUUGGAAACAAAGUUGUGGGAAUCACAGUAAGAUGUGGUGCUUCCUUAGUUUUUGCUGCCAUUGGAGCUGGCAUCUGCUCUUGUCUCAUCCGUCCCUCCAUGGGCCAAUGGAUCGGGUGCGCGCUGGGGGACUUGGCUGGUCCGAUGGUUGUUUCGAUUUGCUUGCAGAAGACUCUUCAAGCUGAUAGUUAACUUCUUUUGUGGAAUUUGAAUUCUUUCUACUCUGUGAUCCAAUUUAGUUCAGAGAGUUCUGUUUUUGGUUUUCCGAAAUUUUCUUAUAGCUUUAACUGAAAUCUCGGAACAUUUUGAUUGAUGGACUCAAGAUGUACAAUAGUACAAUAAGUCAGGUGAUUAUUUCCUGAAUGAUUUAAUGUUAGAUUCUGAAAGUUUCUUCUUGU